Prinia subflava (tawny-flanked prinia) is the source of this 1493-nucleotide messenger RNA. RefSeq names its product polymeric immunoglobulin receptor-like. NCBI's taxonomy places the organism in Eukaryota, Metazoa, Chordata, Aves, Passeriformes, Cisticolidae. Gene Ontology annotation, cellular component: plasma membrane. Gene Ontology annotation, molecular function: transmembrane signaling receptor activity. The transcript is spliced from 7 exons. The coding region runs from base 1 to 1332 and encodes 443 amino acids. The record is from RefSeq and is a predicted model, not a curated record.
AUGGGGCAGGUUUUGGGGGGCUCUGUGUGCUGGCAGUCCCUGUCCUGCUCUCUCCCUGCAGACGCCCCGGUGUCAAGGCCAACCCAGCUCAUCCGAGGGGAGCUCCACGGCUCUGUCACAGUCCUGUGCCCCUCUGGGGACACCCAGAGGGACCAGAAGAGGUUCUGGUGCAAAGUGGGCAGGAGCAGCUGCUCUCUCGUGGCCAGCUCUGACGGCUACGUGGGCAGGAGGCACCAAGGACGGGUGGUGAUCACCCCCCAGGACAGUUCUGGAGCUUUCAAAGUCCUGAUGAACGACCUGAAGAGGGAAGAUUCGGGGCUGUAUCUGUGUGGGACACAAGGACAGAGGGGCCAGGACAGCCCACAGGAGGUGGUCCUGCAGGUGGACACAGCCUCCGCCCUUCCCAGGAGACCCAAAUUCCUCAGCGGCACCGUCGGGGGCUCGCUGUCCUUCCAGUGCCACCACGACCCGCGGGGCACCUACGAGAGGCAGUACCUGUGCAGGUGGCAGGGAGGGAGCUGCCAGGUGCUGCUGGAGCCCCGGGGCUUCGUGCUGGAGCCCUACCGGGGGCGGCUGCGGGUGUCGGGCAGGGACCCCGAGCGCGGGAGCUACACGGUGCUGCUGGGGCAGCUGAGGGAGGAGGACGAAGGCUGGUACUGGUGUGGGGCCACCCGCGGCCACGCCGAGCUCACGUCCCCCCUGAAGCUGCUCAUCCACAAGGGAACAACCACUCCCGUGAGAGCCACGGCGCCAGGUCCUGCUGCCAACAGCACAGCCAGGCAUGGGGGCAUGGCAGACGUGAUGGGCACUGUCCCGAAGGACACCACCAUGGGCACUGUCCCCAAGGACACUGCCAUGGGCACUGUCCCCAAGCACACCACCACGGGCACUGUCACCCACAGCAGCAGCUCCCUGCUGCCCACUGCCACCUCUGCCACCUCUGCCACCUCCGCCACCUCCCCAGGUGAAACCUUUCAGGAGAGCUCCUCGGGUGAGCCACGGCUGCUCCCAGUUGUGUUACCAGCUCUGCUUUUGCUGAUUUGCAUCACCGCCACCCUCCUCGCCCUGGCCAAAAUCAAGCUUCGAAAGCAGACAGGAGAAGGAAGGAGCACCACGGGGAACCUGGAGCCAGCUUUGGGUCCUGGAAGGGAGGAAAGGCUGGAGGAGAACCCGAGCCCAGGAGAGGAGCAGGAGUUCAGGAUGGGCCCUGGCAAAUGUAGGACAAUCCCUGGAAUCCUUGGAAAUAUCAGGAUGAGCAGCUUCUAUUUACCCUACGGGGAAAAAUUACUGCUCAAGGUGCCUGAUGAAGACUUGAGCCAGAACCUUCUGUGAAAGCCCCUGGGUACCUGAGCUGGGAAUUUCCUCUGGGGAAAGCCCCCAACACCUCCCAUUGCUCCCCUCACAACCCAAAUCCCCUUUCCUGAGAGCUGAACCCCCACACUGCCCAAACUGCUCCGUGUUUUGCAGAAAAGAGAAUAAAACAAGGCACCUGA